AUGGAUGUAAUUUUUGAAGUGCAAAGAGGAAGAUCAUUCUCCAUUGAAGUAGGUUUUUUCGACACUAUUUUGGAAAUUAAAGAAAAAAUCCAAAAGUAUCACAGAAUUCCAAUCUCCAGACAAAAUCUAAUUUUUAAUGGCCAAAUUCUUCAAGACGACGGUGAUAUUUGGAAGUGCGCGAUUUUUCAAAACUCACGUAUUCAUCUUAUGGUGACCACCACCGCAGAUUCUGAUCAUCGGAAAUUACAAAUAGAUCAGGAUACCAAAUUUCACCUCAACGUUAAAACUCCUUCGUCCAAAUCUCACUUUCAUGUUGAAAUUGACAAACACGAUACCGUUUUAAAGCUCAAACAAAAAAUUCACGACAUUGAUCAAAAUGAUGUCCCAGUUAUCAAUAUCAUGUUGCAUUCAAGUGGAACUGAAUUGCAUGAUAAUCAGUUCUUACGUGAUUGCUAUCUUUCGGAGAAGAGCGAAGUUGAAGUGAGUUUUAAGCCACACAUACCGGCAGCACCUGCUAUUGUUGGUGGUGGAGGUGGAGCAUCAAAGAAGUUGAAGGUAAUGGUUUUGCCUAAAAGUGGUAUAAAGAAAGUAGCUGUUGAAAUGAAUGCUUCUGAUAACGUUGGAGAAUUGAAAAAAGAGCUUCAUAAAUUGUGUCAAAGACUUCAAUUUCAUCUUCCACCAGAAGGUUACUUUUUCAUUUAUAAACAAAAUGUUAUGGAGGAUGAUAAGUCUUUUCGAUGGCACAAUGUUUCUCAAGGUGAUACCAUUGAAAUCUUUAAUGGUAGUGUUACUGGUGGAUCAUGA
Lathyrus oleraceus (garden pea) is the source of this 804-nucleotide messenger RNA. Its product is annotated as ubiquitin domain-containing protein 7SL RNA1-like. Bases 1 to 804 code for a protein of 267 amino acids. The transcript has a single exon. Gene Ontology annotation, cellular component: cytosol; nucleoplasm. NCBI's taxonomy places the organism in Eukaryota, Viridiplantae, Streptophyta, Magnoliopsida, Fabales, Fabaceae. Gene Ontology annotation, molecular function: polyubiquitin modification-dependent protein binding; proteasome binding; ubiquitin binding. The record is from RefSeq and is a predicted model, not a curated record. Gene Ontology annotation, biological process: proteasome-mediated ubiquitin-dependent protein catabolic process.